This is a messenger RNA of Helianthus annuus (common sunflower), 2616 nucleotides long. RefSeq names its product ribosome biogenesis protein BOP1 homolog. Gene Ontology annotation, cellular component: PeBoW complex; preribosome, large subunit precursor. Lineage: Eukaryota; Viridiplantae; Streptophyta; Magnoliopsida; Asterales; Asteraceae. Gene Ontology annotation, molecular function: ribonucleoprotein complex binding; protein binding. The coding region runs from base 160 to 2355 and encodes 731 amino acids. The record is from RefSeq and is a predicted model, not a curated record. Gene Ontology annotation, biological process: maturation of LSU-rRNA from tricistronic rRNA transcript (SSU-rRNA, 5.8S rRNA, LSU-rRNA); ribosome biogenesis. The transcript has 19 exons.
ACUUAAUUGCAAAUCUGAUAACCACCAUAUAAAUAGCAAGUUUUAGGGCUUUUCUACUGGUUGCAUCUUCUUAAACCCUCGUUUCCUCACACAACCGCCGGCUACUCUCAUUUACAACUGCCGGUGCUCCGCCAUAAUCUCCGGUGGUGAACAACGAAGAUGAAGAAGAACGGGAAGAAAAAUGUUUUGAAACCGGUAGAGAAAGAAGUUGUUGUUGUGAGUGAGAGCGACGAUGAAGUCGUUGCUAGUGACUCUGAACACGAGAGUGUUGAAAGUCCUGUUGUUUCUGACGAUGAUUAUGAGAUCUUCUCUGAGGGCAAUGAUGACAGGAAUUCAGAUUCAGAAUUAGAUUCAGGAUCAGGCUCCGAAGAUGAGGUACAUGGUAAUUACCUGGAUGGUGAGCACCCAAGCAAUGAAGCUGGACUGAGUGACGGAGUUGAUAAUUUUGAUCAAGGAGAUCAAAGUGCAAGCGAGGAUUCUCGUGAAGUAGUAGACGAGAGUGAUUCAUCAGAAGACGAGGUUGGUCCUCGUAACACCAUUGGGGAUGUUCCUUUAAAGUGGUACGAAGAUGAGGAACAUAUCGGAUAUGACGUUGCUGGAAAGAAAAUCAAGAAGAAAGAGAGACUGGAUAAACUGGAUUCAUUUUUAGCCAGAACCGAUGAUGCAAAUAGUUGGCGCAAGAUCAUGGAUGACAUUGAAGAUGAGGAAGUAGAACUUACUAAAGAAGAAACUAAGCUUAUUCGUAGAAUGUUGAAAGGAAAGGCACCUCAUGCUGAUUUUGAUCCACACGCGCCUUAUGUUGAUUGGUUUGCGUGGGAUGGUGCUAAGCAUCCACUCUCAAAUGCCCCGGAACCUAAAAGACGUUUUAUUCCUUCAAAAUGGGAAAGCAAAAAGGUUGUUAAGUAUAUUAGGGCGAUUAGAAAGGGACUGAUAAAGUUUGACAAACCAAAAGAAGAACCCCGUUUUUAUAACUUAUGGGGCGAUGAAACUGAAGAAUCAAGACAUGGAUUAUCAUAUAUACCCGCACCCAAAGCUAAAUUACCAGGGCAUGAUGAAUCUUAUAAUCCUUCUCUGGAAUACAUUCCAACACAAGAAGAGAUUAGCGCUUAUCAGCUUAUGUUUGAGGAGGACCGACCUAAGUUCAUUCCAAAGCGAUUCACAUCUUUGAGAAGUGUUCCAGCUUAUGAAAAGAGUGUUCGGGAAACCUUUGAUCGAUGUCUGGAUCUGUACUUGUGCCCUAGAGCAAGAAAGAAGCGUAUCAAUAUUGACCCCGAGUCUUUAAAACCAAAGCUUCCAAGUCGCAAAGAUCUUAAACCAUACCCAACGACAUGUUAUCUUGAGUACAAAGGUCAUAAGGGUCCAGUCGUAUCAAUUUGUACCGACCCAGUCGGGCAGCAUAUUGCUUCUGGCUCACAUGACGGAACCGUUCGCAUCUGGGAGGUUGAAACUGGUAGAUGCAUUAAAGUUUGGGAACUUGGUGAACCUGUGCAGCAUGUUGCAUGGAAUCCGUUACCUGAGUUUCCUAUUUUGGCAGUGUCCAUGGGGCAAGAUGUUCUUGUUCUGAACACUGGGCUCGAGAAAGAAGAAAAUAAGAUGAUUGCAGAUCUUUUGCGUGUUGAAACCACUCCUGCUCCAGAUGAUUCUGAAAGUGCUGGGUCUAGUGUAAGCUGGUCUCAAUACGACAAAUAUGAGGGAAUUAGGAUCAAACACUUUAAGACUGUGUCAUCAGUGGAAUGGCAUCGAAAAGGAGACUAUUUCUCUACUGUCAUGCCUGCAGGUGAAUCAAAAGCCAUAUUAAUACACUUGCUCUCGAAGAAACUAACCCAAAGAUUACCAUUCAAGUUACACGGUCUCCCUGUGUGUUCAACUUUCCAUCCUACACGAUCCAUCUUCUUUGUUUCGACAAAAAAGAACGUUCGUGUUUAUGACCUUGUGAAGAAAAAGUUCAUCAAGAAGCUAGAUGCUGGUGUUCGUGAAAUCUCAUCUGUUUCCAUCCAUCCCGGUGGUGACAAUGUUAUCGUGGGGAGUAAGGAUGGAAAGUUAUGUUGGUUUGACAUGGAUCUUUCAUCAAAACCGUACAAAAUUCUCAAAUCUCAUCCGAAGGACAUAACGAAUGUGGCGUUUCAUCGCAACUACCCGUUGUUUGCAUCAUCUUCAGAUGAUUGCACUGCGUAUGUUUUCCAUGGGAUGGUGUAUUCAGAUUUGAACCAGAACCCUCUUAUUGUUCCUUUGGAGAUUCUUCACGGCCAUACAAGCGUAAACGGAAGAGGUGUGUUGGACUGCAAGUUCCACCCAAGGCAGCCGUGGUUGUUCACUGCAGGGGCUGAUGCUGUAAUCAAGCUUUUCUGCCAUUAAAUUCAAGCGUAUCAUCGCCUUUUGUUUAUACCACACGAGGAAGUUGAGAGUUUCAAGGUGGUGGCGGCGGUGGUUAAUUCAGCGUUUGCACAAGAUCAGUUGUGUUGUACUUGUGUGAGAUUGAAUUCAGUUUUGUCAUUGUAGGAACUGUGAACAACUUUGGUGAUAAUUAUUUGACUUGAGGAUGUUAUUCCUGUUUUCCGAAUAUUUUAUAAACUAAAUGGAAUCUUAUAUAUUAAAAAAGAAUUUUCUUGCUGGUCU